Molecule: messenger RNA, 468 nt
Organism: Trichosporon asahii var. asahii CBS 2479
Lineage: Eukaryota; Fungi; Basidiomycota; Tremellomycetes; Trichosporonales; Trichosporonaceae
Exons: 1
Coding region: 1-468 (155 amino acids)
Molecular function (GO): protein binding
Source: RefSeq, a predicted model, not a curated record
AUGGCGCCCUCGCUUCACCCUACGGAGUACACGCAUCUCGCGUUCGUGCGCGAGAUCGCCUUCCAUCUCGGCCCGCCCGGUGCCCAGCACGCACUCAAGACGACGAUGCAGCGUGGCAUUGACCCCGGCCUUCCGGCGUGGAACGCGCACCUGCUUGCGCUCGCCGGCCGCGGACGCUUCGACGCCGCGCAGCACGUGCUAAGGGCGAUGGAGUCGGGACGUAAGAUUGCUGGCCGUGCCCUUCCAUCGCCUACGGCUAGAACUUACAUCGGCCUGGUUCGUGUUUGUGCUGCGAACGGGCAGGAGGAGUGGGCUCGCAAGUUCCUCGAGCAGCUUGCUGAGUUCCAGAAGGAGGACAGUCUCGAGGACGUCCCGGAGCCGAAAACACAGCGUCGCCGCCCCAAGACCGUCCAUGUUCAGGUCGCUCAGCCUGUGGCGACGCCGCCUUCCUCGUCCCAGUCUUCGUAA